CCGUCGCUCUGUCGCGGGUAUUGGAUGAUUUGUAGCUAAGACUCCCGAUCCCCUGAAGUGGGGAAAUGGAACUCUUAACAUUCAGGGAUGUGGCCAUAGAAUUCUCCCCUGAAGAGUGGAAAUGCCUGGAUCCUGCCCAGCAGAAUUUAUAUAGAGGCGUGAUGUUUGGGGAGAACUAUAGAAACCUGGUCUCCCUGGGUAUGGAUAACUUUUAAUACGUUUAUGAUCUCAACCCAGACCUGGUCACCUGUCUGGAGCAAAUAAAAGAACCCUACAACUUGAAGAUACAUGAGACAGCAGCCAAACCCCCAGGCGGAGUCUCGCUCUGUCCGCCCAGGCUGGAGUGCAGUGGCGCGAUCUCGGCUCACUGCAAGCUCCGCCUCCUGGGUUCACGCCAUUCUCCUGCCUCAGCCUCCCGAGUAGCUGGCACUACAGAGGCGCCAUGCAUCAUGCCAGCUAAUUUUUUUGUAUUUAGUAGAGACGGGGUUUCACCAUGUUAGCCAGGAUGGUCUCGAUCUCCU
Messenger RNA from Chlorocebus sabaeus (green monkey), 521 nucleotides. The record is from RefSeq and is a predicted model, not a curated record. Lineage: Eukaryota; Metazoa; Chordata; Mammalia; Primates; Cercopithecidae.